This is a messenger RNA of Seriola dumerili (greater amberjack), 3638 nucleotides long. It is a transcript of the gene ralbp1, whose product is annotated as ralA binding protein 1. Gene Ontology annotation, molecular function: small GTPase binding; GTPase activator activity. Lineage: Eukaryota; Metazoa; Chordata; Actinopteri; Carangiformes; Carangidae. The record is from RefSeq and is a predicted model, not a curated record. Gene Ontology annotation, biological process: endocytosis; positive regulation of GTPase activity; small GTPase-mediated signal transduction. The transcript is spliced from 10 exons. Bases 120 to 2102 code for a protein of 660 amino acids. Gene Ontology annotation, cellular component: membrane.
UUUAUUUAGUAUACGGACAGCCGGAAGCUCCACUCUGAAAUUGACCGAACGGGAUAGUGCGGGGUGGGAUGGAGAGGUGAUGUGCCCCGAGCCAGAGGAGUGAUAAGGCCAGAGCAGCCAUGACCGAGUGCUUCCUGCCCCCCAGCAGCAGCCCCGCUGAGCAGCGCAGGGCUGAGCACCCAGGGGGCGUGGCGCGCACCCCCAGCUCUGAGGAGAUCAGCCCCACAAAGUUCCCCGGGUUGUACCGCACCGGUGAACCAUCACCACCUCAUGAUGGCCAUCAUCACGAGGCACCUGACGCCUACGUUUCAGAUGAUGACAAAGAGCACAGCAAGAAGAAGAACAAAUUCAAGAAGAAGGAGAAAAGGACGGAAGGCUACGCUGCCUUCCAGGAGGACAGUUCAGCAGAUGAGGCCGAGAGCCCGUCCAAGAUGAAGCGUUCCAAAGGAAUCCAUGUGUUCAAGAAGCCGAGCUUCUCCAAGAAAAAAGAAAAGGACUUCAAGGUGAAGGAGAAGGGCCCCAAGGAGGACAAGGCCAAGGAUAAGAAAUCUAAGGACCUGACGGCCGCAGAUGUGGUGAAACAGUGGAAAGAGAAGAAGAAGAAGAAGAAACCAACCACAGAGGCAGAGCCAGUUCCAGUGGAGACCCCCACCUUCAGGCCGAUCUUUGGAGCUCCUCUGGCUGAAGCUGUCAAGAGGACAGCUCUCUAUGAUGGCAUUCAGCUGCCAGCCAUCUUCAGAGAAUGUGUGGACUACAUUGAAAAUUAUGGCAUGAAGUGUGAGGGCAUCUACCGGGUGUCAGGUAUGAAGUCCAAGGUUGAUGAACUGAAAGCGGCGUACGACCGUGAGGAGUGCCCCUGCCUGGAGGAGUACGACCCUCACACGGUUGCCAGUCUACUGAAGCAGUACCUCCGCGAGCUGCCUGAGAACCCGUUGGGUCGAGAUCUGGCCCAGCGCUUCGAGGACGCCUGCGGUCGGCAGGUGGAGGCCGAGAAGGUGACAGAGUUCCAGAGGCUGUUGACCGAGGUGCCGCCGGACAGCCGACUUCUUCUCUCCUGGCUCAUCACACACAUGGACCACGUCAUCGCCAGGGAGGCCGACACAAAGAUGAAUAUUCAGAAUAUCUCCAUCGUCCUCAACCCAACCAUACAGAUCGGGAACCGUGUUCUCUACAUGUUCUUCACACACGUGAGGGAGCUGUUUGGAGACGUGGUGCUAAAGCCUGUGGUGCGACCGCUACGCUGGUCCAACAUGGCAACAAUGCCGGCGCUGCCUGAGACCCAGGAGAGCAUCAAGGAGGAAAUCCGACGACAGGAGUUCCUAUUGAACUGCCUGCACAGGGACCUGCAGGCAGGGGUGAAGGACUUGUCCAAAGAGGAGCGACUCUGGGAAGUUCAGCGAAUCCUGACGGCUCUUAAACGCAAACUGAGGGAGGCCAAACGCCAGGAGUGUGAGAGUAAAAUCGCCCAGGAGAUAGCAAGCCUGUCAAAGGAAGAUGUUUCAAAAGAGGAAAUGACCGAGAAUGAGGAGGAAGUUAUCAACCUUCUCUUAACACAGGAAAACGAGAUCCUGACAGAGCAGGAGGAGCUCAUCUCUCUCGAGCAGGUGCUUCGUCGACAAAUAGCUACUGAGAAAGAAGAAAUCGAGAGACUGCGAGCAGAGAUUGCAGAUAUACAGAGUCGACAGCAGGGUCGCAGUGAAACAGAAGAGUAUUCAUCAGACAGCGAAAGUGAGAGUGAAGAUGAGGAAGAGCUGCAGAUGAUUUUGGAGGAUCUGCAGAAGCAAAAUGAGGAACUGGAGAACAAAAACACCCACCUGAACCAGGCCAUCCAUGAGGAGCAGGAAGCCAUCUUGGAGCUCCGUGUACAGCUUCGCCUCCUGCAGAGCCACAAACUGCAGCAGGAACUGAUUGUCCAGCCGCCAGCCGAGCAGGCACCACCUGCUCAACCAAGCCCAGAGGCUCGUAGCGAUGAGCAAACCAAACGCUCUGUCAUCACCACGGUGGCCGCCAGCACCGACACGGCUGCCUCGGCCAAUGGAAAGGCAGCUAAGGAUCCUUCAAAGCCCUCACCGAGCAAAGACAGGAGAGACACCAACAUGUGAGAGGUCAGCGGUGCAUUUGGCGGCUCUGUGCUGCCGUACGUCUCUGCCGCUGGUCAGUUGUUCUGUAGUGUCACUUGUUAUCCACUGGAGAUUUCACAUUGCUGGAUCUGUGAGUUCAUUAGUGAUUGUGUCCACCAAGUGGCAGUCAUGUAAAAAUCUCUUAUAUGUCUAGUGUCUUUGGCGUCCCGACUCUGUCAUCACAAAUCAAUUACAUUGUUUCCCAUUUUUCCAUACAUAACACAAACACAAACACAAACGAACUAGGAAUAGAGCAGCUGCUGUAGCGGACAACUGGCUACUAGUCAGAGAGAUGAGGGGGGACCAUAUUUUCAAAUCCACAGUGCCAAGCCUGUAUGAAGGAUGAAGAGGGGGGAACAAGGCAUGAUAGGAUUCGUAAAGCAUGAAAGGGGAUGGAAAUGAGAGAUUACAGAAGGUUUAUUUUUCACAGGUAAAGACUUGAGAAAUAAUCAUUAGAUAUAUUCUCAGUCCCUGUAACUCUUUUUGUCAUUUACCUAGAUGCAAAUUUGUCAUGUUAGGAUAGAGACCACUGUGCCAUACCCGACAAUGCCAGACUGGACACGUUUCCCCAAAGAACCACUAUUACAAAAACCUCUUUGAAAAAUGAAGAAUUUAUGAUUGGUCUAUCUAUAUAUUAUAUAUUUAAGUAGUAUUCUGAAGAAUACAAAUGCCUAUUCAAGAAAUACAUUGAUUUUAAAUUACAGCUUUUUAGUAAUAUAUGAAUAUAUGUAUAAAUAUAUUGUAGAUGCUUUCUUUUCUUUGAACAGCAGUGGUGUUGUAUGUCGCAGCUGACCAGUGGAUGAAAACAUGAACCGCAAACAAAUAUGCAGAAAAAGUAUAUUCAUCACUGCAAAAUGUUGACAAACAACUGGAGGCAGUUUCCUGUGUCGUGCAGUCAUCUUUUCUGUUAUCUCUGCCUCUCGCACAAACAAGGAAACAUGGGAAGUUACACUCCUGUGUUAUGAUGGCAUAACAAAUCUGUAGGGAUGACUUUCGUCUCCAGAAUGUGUGCAGAGACACGCAGGAGGCUUAUUUAGUUUUCUUGUAUAUUUGAUCAUGUUUUUUAACUCACGAUGUGUGGAGUUAUGAUUCAUGGAAUCAGCUGGCAGUUAGUGAAGGCAACAUUAGUCAAUCAUUUCAUUUCACAACUGAUCCAUGAGCAUUGCUAAGUACUGUCAGUAGCAUGGCCUGACUUACUUACCGUGUCUGUAUAUUAUUGUAAAAUUGCAAACAUACUGUAUUUUCAGCUCAUAUGUUUUGUCAUAUGUUUUUUUUCUAUUAAUGACCUUUAUGAACUAUGCUAGUGUGACUGCGUCUGCUUUGGUCAUGGGUAAAUCGAAGCAAUCUCAUCUGGACUCAUGAUUCAUUCGUGUUUAUUAAUCCUGUGACUGAAACAUAUAAAUGCUAGAUUGGGCUCAGAAGCUGCUCAUAGGGUUAUUUUCAUAUUGUUCCAAGCUUUUGUAGCUUAUUGUUGCAGACAGAAUAAUGCUGUGAAGAAUAAAGUGUCAAUCCAAAUAA